UUUUGUAAACACCUCAGUAGUUUUUCGUAUAUGAGUCCGAAAUGACACGAUCUCAAUCGUCGCCUUGGUCCAUCCACUUAUCAAUAUCCCUAAUAAGCGCCGUCCUGUAUCCUUCAUUUUGUCAGAAUUAUUGUGACCCGGCGCUCUGUCCGAAUGGCCGACAUGUGGCCUGUCGGAGCAGCGGACGCUUCGUCAGCGGCUGCAAUGGGCAAUUUGUGCAGGUGGAUCCAUACAUCCAGCAGAUCCUGCAACUCCACAAUGAACGCCGCAAUCUGAUUGCCGGCGGCGGGGUGAGCGGGUUCCCCAGUGCCGUGCACAUGGGCACCAUGAGCUGGGACACGACGUUGGCCCAACUGGCCGCCUACAACGCACUCCAAUGCCGAAUGGCGCACGACGAGUGCCGGAAUACCAAUACGUACCGCUAUGCUGGCCAGAACCUGAGCAUACUUUUCUCUAGGACCGUUGAAGUCGGUGAAUUUCUGCGGCAGCGUAUUGCAGCUUGGUUUGAUGAGAACCGCGACGCGACGGCCGGCGACAUGGAGAACUACCAGAUGCGUGGUGGACCGGCCAUUGGACACUUUACGACCAUGGUGAACGAACGGAAUAACAAAGUUGGGUGUGCAAUCGCUCGCUUUACGGACGCAAAUAACGUGCAGGCCACCCUUCUGGCCUGCAACUACGCGGUCACGAAUGUAUUGAACAAUCCGGUCUACCGAGCGGGAUCCGCCGCUACAGAAUGCUCAACAGGUCGCAACCCCAAUUAUCCCAACCUCUGCUCCUCGAAUGAGGUCUACAACUACAACCAGUGGUCGGGAUGAAACUCUCAAGAAUAAUCUGCUGGUCUUGUAAUUGUGAAACGUUGAUGUGCUUAUGACAAGAAAAGUUUAUUGAUAUUAACUGAAAUUAAAUUUGUAUAUUUGUACUUAAGAAAAUAAUCAUUUUUCACACCCUU
Drosophila gunungcola (fruit fly) is the source of this 952-nucleotide messenger RNA. RefSeq names its product antigen 5 like allergen Cul n 1. NCBI's taxonomy places the organism in Eukaryota, Metazoa, Arthropoda, Insecta, Diptera, Drosophilidae. Bases 42 to 818 code for a protein of 258 amino acids. The record is from RefSeq and is a predicted model, not a curated record. The transcript is spliced from 3 exons.